This is a messenger RNA of Poecilia latipinna (sailfin molly), 1384 nucleotides long. It is a transcript of the gene her5, whose product is annotated as hairy-related 5. The transcript is spliced from 3 exons. Gene Ontology annotation, molecular function: protein dimerization activity. The record is from RefSeq and is a predicted model, not a curated record. NCBI's taxonomy places the organism in Eukaryota, Metazoa, Chordata, Actinopteri, Cyprinodontiformes, Poeciliidae. The coding region runs from base 133 to 723 and encodes 196 amino acids.
GCAAAUGAAAGUCGUCUGUGUGUAAAAUGGGCAGGAGGCGUGGCCAACAGCAGAGAUAUCAACAUAAGAAUCAAUAAAACGAACGUUACGUUCAGUUCAUUCAGUUUCCACGAAGCCGGGCAAACACGGAGCAUGAAGGCUGUAUCGUCGACCGAGACUCCGGAACACAAAUCCAGGAGGAAGGUGUCCAAACCCAUGAUGGAGAAACGCAGACGGGAGCGAAUCAACAGCAGCCUGGAGACCUUACGGCUACUGAUGCUGGAAAACACGGAAAACGAGAAGCUGAAGAACCCGAAGGUGGAGAAGGCAGAGAUCCUGGAGAGUGUAGUUGACUUCCUGAAGAAGGAGAAGGACCACCGGGCCGUGAGGAAGGCAUUUCCCGAGGAGCAGCGGCCCGCCGCCAGCCCCCACCGCAGCUACCACGACGGCAUGAGGUCCUGCCUGCUGCGGGUCAGCCAGUUCAUCGCCUCCAAGAGCCUGGAGCUGGAGGAGGGCAACGCGCUGCAGGCCUCGCUGAAGCUCUUGGGGUCUCCAACGGCCGUUUCCUCCCCGGUCCCAGUCCCGGUCCCGCUCUGUACGUCCCCAGUGGUUGCCCCCGGUGACGUCCCGGCCGUCCUGUCCCCUCAGCGCCACGUCUUACAGGAGUCCGAAACCAGGCAGAUGCUCUCCUUCGCCUCCUCCGCAACAGUCCCCGAUCCAGUCUGGAGACCCUGGCCGAAAUAACAGAGACGUCGACAGAUGUCUUUUUUUUUUUGUAUUUCUAUUUGUACAGCAUGGACACUUUUCUGCACAGAUCUUCUGUAGUUUUCAUGCAUUUCCCCCUACCUCCCUUUUUUAUGUACCUAUGUAAACCAGGGAUGCACCAAUCCACUUUUUCUUAACUUCUGAUACCGAUACCUGAGGCUUGGUGUCUGCUGAUACCGAUCCACCGCACAGAAACGGAGCUGGAUUGACUUUAAACGUUUAUUUUAUUUUAUUUUUUUAACUGCAGUCAUAAAUGUACUGGAUUACAAAAUGUAUUUGAUAAAUCUGCUGCAGCACAACACUCAUAAAUAGCUUCACAAGUUUGGUCAGACAUGUUAAAAACAACAAAAUUGUAAUUUGUUCAGUACUUUCAAUUUGGAGCAGAACAGCCCAUUUAAAAUGAAUGAUAAAGAAACUGACAAAAAACAAAAGGUUCACUGUUUUGGUCAAACAUGUAAGAAAAUAAAAUGGAACAAACGUUAUUUCAGAUGGUUCAGAAAAUGGGAACAUAAACAUAUUAGCAUAUUAGCACAGCAUAGAUCUGCCUUUAUUGAUCACAUUGUCACCAAUUCCUGAUCUAGAUUGUUUUUCAAGAAAAUGACCAAUAAAGAUAUUAAUGUCAGUGAAUUUCUAAUGUAAA